Molecule: messenger RNA, 588 nt
Organism: Babesia sp. Xinjiang
Lineage: Eukaryota; Apicomplexa; Aconoidasida; Piroplasmida; Babesiidae
Exons: 1
Coding region: 1-588 (195 amino acids)
Source: RefSeq, a predicted model, not a curated record
AUGGCUUUGGAGGUCAAAAAGAAUCUCAAUGCAGUGCAUCAUCCAGCCACACUAGUACAGAUGCUAGUAGCAUACGCCAAGUUAAGCUGCCCACUCAACAGGGAUAUAAAUAGGGGACUAGUUGCAUCACCCGGCAACAAACGUCACACGAGAUCAAACAAAUGGCGCAGCAAUCAACAGGUUUAUGAGCAAUUAUUUGUAGAUGUUGCUCGAUUCAUCGUGUCCAAGAAGCUGAUUAAGCAUCUGAACACGCAAUCGACUGUCAAUGGCAUUUUCGCGGUUGCCCUGGCAGGAAUGGGUCAUCGCAUCCCUUCUUUCUUAUAUAAGUUACUGGUCAAGUUGCGAAAAGAAUACCCUGGUGCUCUCAAAUUUCAAGAAAUGGAUAAGCAGUACAAAAUCGCUACGACAGUUUUGGGAAAAACAUGUAACAAACAGAGCCGGUUGAUAUGCCGUGAGCUCAAGCGAUUACGCAAGGUCCAACUUAGCAACGUAAAAGGUGCGAUUGCAACCAAAGAUGAUACUGUAAAAUAUUACGAUGCCCAGAGGGUCACGGUCUCAGGUAAGUUCAACCGUAACUGCAAGCGAUAA